AUGCCGGCGACGACGGUGUCGACCUCUGCGGCGGACCUGCACGACCCCACGAGCGCGGCGUUCAAGAAGGCAAGAAGGCAGUAUCUCAAAACUACUCGCAACAGGACAGAACAUGUCGAAGCAGAAUGGACGCCCUUUAGGGCCGCUGAAAAGAAAUUUAAAGCACGGUUUCCCCCUCCGGACCUCUCGGGUGUACUGGACUUGGCCCUGCUGGACGACUCCCGGGCCGCGGAGGUGUCCAACGGUGUAUGGAAGGGCAGACCCAAUGCUGUGCAGUGCGAGGAGAUUGAGUUGAGACCUAGAGGAAGAUCGUCGGGAAUCAGGAAAGCUUAUAUAUUCCCGAAUACACCUGGACUUGUUCUUCUGCCCUCAUUCGUGCCGCCGGACGAACAGAGACGCCUUGUGCGGUGGGCAUUAUGCGACCAGGCUCGCCAUCCAAACGCGACCAACCUGGACGCCCAUUACAUCCUUCCUGAGGAUGGCCUGUGGAACCGCUUUUUACAGUCGAAGAAGGAGGCAUGUGAAGACACGCUCGUCGAACCCCGCGCGUCGUCGCCCGACCCUCCAGAAGUCAUCCCAUCGCCAGAACCCCCGGGACCUCGUAAGCUGGUUUUUAACGAGCCGGCAGGGAAACAUAACUAUGUAAAGCUUUCUGCAGCUCCAAAGCCGCCCCCGGCACCAUCGCCAUCCGUUAGCCCGUCACCUGUAUCGUCCCUUAUACCAAAGCUACGGUGGGCGAACAUCGGAUGGUUUUACCACUGGGGAACCAAGCAUUACGACUUUACACAGGGACCAGGCGUGAUCCACGAUGAAGUGCGGGAAGUCUGUAAGCGUGCUGUAACGGCUGUUGAGUGGGAGAAGGUCUUCGGUAGUGAGCGGAUUCCCAGAGGGGGAUGGGGCGAGGAUGCCCCUGACUGGGACAGUUGGCACGAGAUUUACGAACCAGAUGCCGGUAUCGUCAACUUUUACCAGGCCAAGGAUACGCUGAUGGCUCACGUUGAUCGGUCGGAGGUCUGCGCGACCUCGCCGCUAGUAUCCAUUUCGCUAGGCUGUGCGGCGGUCUUUUUGAUUGGCGGCCUUACGCGGGACGUUGAACCAAUCCCCAUACUUCUGCGCUCCGGCGACGUGGUCAUCAUGUCAGGACCCACAUGCAGGAGAGCCUAUCACGGUGUUCCCCGAAUAUUGGAGGGCACAUUACCUCCUCAUCUCGUAGCAGAGACUGAUAAUGACGAAUGGACAGUGUACGAGGAGUACUUGCGGACGACGCGCAUCAAUGUCAACGUCCGACAGGUAUUUCCCAGAGGGUUCAACCCGGAGCUGCACUCUGCCGCAGGGUCAUAA
Molecule: messenger RNA, 1341 nt
Organism: Postia placenta MAD-698-R-SB12
Lineage: Eukaryota; Fungi; Basidiomycota; Agaricomycetes; Polyporales; Adustoporiaceae
Exons: 6
Coding region: 1-1341 (446 amino acids)
Cellular component (GO): nucleus; cytoplasm
Source: RefSeq, a predicted model, not a curated record